CUAGAGGUCUAGGGGGGCUCCGUAAAGUUGAUCCCAAAGUGUCUGUUGUAUUUCUCCCCUCCACCUUAAAGAAGGAGCUUCACUGAGCUGUGAGUGACUACAGACGGAGAUUCCUCCACCACGGAAAUGGAGACGGAGUGGUAGUGGGAGGCUGGAGGCUGGAGGGGCCGGACUGGAACUGGCUCUACUUCUCUAACAGCUACUGGACAGAUCUGGAUAGACACGAUAGGCUCUUCUUCCCCACUUCCUGAAUGUGCGUCAUUCACGUGUCAACACAGAGGAGUAGUAUAUAUAUAAGGAGUGCUGCUGCUGUUGCUGCUGUGGAGCCGCAGAACAGAAGAAAGCGCAGAGAUGUCCUCAUGUACGGAGUUUGAGUCACUGGAUGAAUGUCUGGAGUCUCACCUGCCAGAGGCCGAGCUGUCAGAGGUGAAACGCAUCUUAUACGGGAAGGAAACCAAGAAGUUGGAGCUCCCUGCAAGUGCCGUGAACGCUGCCUCUGAGCGUGACUUUGAGCUGAAGGGUUACGGGUUUGAAGCCGCACAGGAACAACUGAGGCCGCCCAGAAAGAUCCGCGUGGGACUCAUUCAGCUCCGCAUUGUUCUGCCCACUGAUGCACCCAUCCUGGACCAGGUCAAUGCCAUGCAUAAACGGGUUGGUGAAAUGGUUGAAGUGGCAGCCAUGUGCGGUGUAAACAUCGUCUGCUUUCAGGAGACCUGGACCAUGCCCUUUGCUUUCUGCACCCGUGAGAAAGAACCAUGGACGGAGUUUGCAGAGUCCGCUGAAGAAGGACACACCACACAGUUCUGCCAAGAGCUGGCCAAAAAAUACAACAUGGUGGUCGUUUCUCCGAUUCUGGAGCGAGAGGGGCUGCACAGCACUCUGUGGAACACAGCAGUGGUGAUCUCCAACUCUGGAAAUGUGCUGGGAAAGAGCAGGAAGAACCAUAUUCCCAGGAUUGGAGACUUUAAUGAGUCUACUUAUUAUAUGGAGGGCGACACCGGCCACACAGUGUUCCAGACACAGUUCGGGAACAUUGCUGUGAAUAUCUGCUACGGGCGCCAUCACCCUCUCAACUGGUUCAUGUACAGUAUGAAUGGAGCUGAGAUCAUCUUCAACCCCUCAGCUACUGUUGGAGCUCUCAGUGAGCCCAUGUGGUCUAUCGAGGCCAGGAAUGCAGCAAUAGCUAACCACUGUUUCACUUGUGCAAUCAACCGUGUUGGGACGGAACAUUUCAAAAGUGAAUUCACAUCAGGUGAUGGAAAGGAAGCUCACCAUGACUUUGGACACUUCUAUGGAUCCAGUUAUGUGGCUGCUCCUGACGGCAGCCGCAGCCCGGGGCUCUCCAGGACCGGUGAUGGACUACUGGUGGUAGAAAUGGAUCUCAACCUGAACAGACAAAUCAGCGACAAAUGGAGUUUUAAGAUGACUGGGCGGUAUUCCGAGUACGCAGAGGAACUUACCAAGACUGUCGGACGUGACUUCAAACCCAACAUAGUGAAGGAGUAGAUGAUAUUCCACUAUAGUAGAUGUAACUCUCUUUUAAAAAAGUUGCUCUGAUGUCUUUAGAGGACAAAAAUGUCUGGGUCAAACAACUGCAAUAAAAGUAUUAUAUAUUCAUA
This is a messenger RNA of Sebastes umbrosus (honeycomb rockfish), 1619 nucleotides long. RefSeq names its product ureidopropionase, beta (gene upb1). Lineage: Eukaryota; Metazoa; Chordata; Actinopteri; Perciformes; Sebastidae. Bases 352 to 1506 code for a protein of 384 amino acids. Gene Ontology annotation, molecular function: beta-ureidopropionase activity. The transcript is spliced from 10 exons. The record is from RefSeq and is a predicted model, not a curated record.